AUGGUCGCUUUCCCUCACAUCGGCGCUGGACCCUAUGGCACCAGCCGCAAAUCGCCCUAUACCAGCACAACUGAGACCCCCAAGCUCGAUGCAGCGGAAAUUGAGGAUAUUUUCCAAUCCAUGAACAACUCCCAAAAGCAGGUUGCAGUCACACCGAGCUCCUCUAGCCGUUUCCGAUGGUUCUCACGACACGCCACUAAGAAAUCCAACAGUGGCGGGAAGUCCGAGUCCAAGUAA
Molecule: messenger RNA, 237 nt
Organism: Penicillium cosmopolitanum
Lineage: Eukaryota; Fungi; Ascomycota; Eurotiomycetes; Eurotiales; Aspergillaceae
Exons: 2
Coding region: 1-237 (78 amino acids)
Source: RefSeq, a predicted model, not a curated record